AUGCGCGCCGGGGCGGCGUCCGCGGUCGACGUCGCCGCGACGCGUCCACCGCGCGUCGUCGCUCGCGGGUCGCGCGCGGCUCCGCGCGCGUCGCCGCCGCGGCCGAUGUCGCGCCCGGCGGCGCCGACGUCGCCGCUCAGCCCCGAGGUCGCGGAGAUGUUGCUUCGGUUCGACGACGACGACGACGACGACGACGACGAGACGACGGCGUGGCGGUUCGAGGAAGACACCGGCGCGAUCGACUGGAGACGCGCGCCUCCGUGCCCGCCUCCCUCGAGCGCGUCAUCGCGGACCGUCGCGCGGUCGGAGCCCGCGAGGGCGCUUCGACGCCUCGCGACCGUCUCGCUGCGUCGCGUCGCGCGCGGCGAGCUGCGAUCGCGAGCCGACGACGAAGCCGCGCACGGACCGCUCCUCGAGCGCCUCCACCGCGACCUCCGCGCCAUCGCGAACGACGAGAAGGAGGAGGAGGAGGAGGAGGAGGAGGAGGAAUUGGACGACGCGCCCGCGGCCGCUCCCCGACGGCGGCGACGCCGCUCCUCGUACGUGAUCCUAGCCCUGAGCCUCGCGAUCCUGGAACGACGCGUCGCGGACCUCUACGUCGCCGACGGCGCGCGGUCGCCGCUGCUGUCCGAGGUGCUGGCGUCGUCGCGCGUCGCGGAGGCGCUGACGACGCGUGCUGACGUGGAAGAUGACGUGGAAGAUGACGUGGACGCGACGUGGCCGCUUCGAAUGGCGCUGGACCCGCGGUGCUUGAACCUUCGAAACGUGACGUGGCACGGGUUCCUCCUCCCCGCGGACGCGCGGCCGGAGCUCGCGGCGUUGGCGCUGACGCUCGCGGCGUCGAUACCGCCGCCGCGAGGACGAGGACGACGCGGAGGAGGUUUGAAUUCAAAAACGACAGCGACAGACGGCGGCGACGGGACGCGCGAUCUCGAGCGAUGCGAACGCGAACUCCUCGCGCGCGCGCCGUCGCUCGGCGGCUCGGCGAUCGCCGACGCCGACGCCGCCGAACGCGCGCGGCGCGUCGUGGCGCGCUCGAGCUUCCUGCCCCCCGGGUGGCGCGCGCCCGCGGGCGACGCGAUCGAGGACCUCCUGCGCGACGGCGACGACGCUUCGUUCGUCGCCGUCGUCGCCGUCGCCGUGGAAGCGGCGCUGCGCGCGACGUUCGCGAAGGACUGA
This is a messenger RNA of Micromonas pusilla CCMP1545, 1179 nucleotides long. RefSeq lists its product as uncharacterized. Lineage: Eukaryota; Viridiplantae; Chlorophyta; Mamiellophyceae; Mamiellales; Mamiellaceae. The coding region runs from base 1 to 1179 and encodes 392 amino acids. The record is from RefSeq and is a predicted model, not a curated record. The transcript is spliced from 2 exons.